AUGAAAACAGGAAAGAAGCAAGAUCAGAUGGUCCGUUUGGCUCGGACAGAUUAUAGAAUUCCUAGCAUCAAAGAGAUUCCUGAGCAUGUCGAUAGUCAAGAGGAUACAAUUCUCGUUGCUGAAGAGAAGGAAAAAAAGAAAAGGGAAGAAAAAGGUCGUGAAAAAUCAUUAGGAUAUUUGCAAUCCAUAUUAUCUGCCAUGUCGGAUCGCGAGUUCAGCUCGACCGUGCAGAAAAUAAUUACCGAAAUCCUGCCGCCCUCAUCUGGUCAGACGUUUGCCAAAGAUGCCAGAGACUUGCUGAUGGAAUGCUGCGUCGAGUUCAUCACGCUUAUCUCGUCGGAAGCCAACGACAUCAGCGAAAAGGAAGCCAAGAAGACGAUCGCAUGUGAACACGUCGAGAAGGCGCUACGGGAUUUAGGAUUUGGUGACUAUAUUGAAGACGUGCUGGCCGUCGCAGAAGAGCAUAAGGAAGCUUUAAAGACGCGAGAAAAGAAGACCAGCAAGAUGGAGCAGAGCGGAUUGACGGAAGAGGAGCUCCUUCGACAGCAACAGGAACUCUUCCGGUCUGCCACGGAAAAGUACCAUGCGGCCCCGGAGUCAUGA
Rasamsonia emersonii CBS 393.64 is the source of this 603-nucleotide messenger RNA. RefSeq names its product CBF/NF-Y family transcription factor. Gene Ontology annotation, cellular component: negative cofactor 2 complex. The transcript has 6 exons. The record is from RefSeq and is a predicted model, not a curated record. Gene Ontology annotation, molecular function: general transcription initiation factor activity; core promoter sequence-specific DNA binding; protein heterodimerization activity. Gene Ontology annotation, biological process: chromatin remodeling; RNA polymerase II preinitiation complex assembly; negative regulation of transcription by RNA polymerase II. The coding region runs from base 1 to 603 and encodes 200 amino acids. Lineage: Eukaryota; Fungi; Ascomycota; Eurotiomycetes; Eurotiales; Trichocomaceae.